GAAUCUAGAUUUCCGAUAAGAAAGAUAAGAGCUAAUUCCGUUGAUAUAUACCACGAUGACAAUGUUUCCCGCAACUUUAGCUGUGGUGUGCCUCUGUGUCAUCGGCAGUGUCGUAACACAAACAUGUGAUGAUAUCGAUGCCAGCGUUUGUCUGGCGUUCAAUAAUGAAGAAGACAUAUGUUCCGACCAAUGUCUAUCGAAGUUAUGCCCAAGAACAUGUAGAAAAUGUCCACUGAAAUGUUAUCACUGUGAUUCUGUAUCCAACGUAAAUGAUUGUAACUCUACCAUGGAAUGCCCCGCAGAUAGCAAGUGCAUUGUUAGUGAAUCCCUAGCAGCCGACUUUAGCAUGACUUACCGAUUAGGAUGUGCAACCAAUGACGUGUGUGUGAGAUUAUUUGGAUCGAGUCCGGACGGAACCUCAUUAAUAAUUGGACGAAGGUCAUCUGAAAGGAGAGCCAGUUUAAACGGUGACUGCUGUAACACAGACCUAUGUAACAAACACAAACCGUCACCGCCAAGUGUUCGACGUCAAGCGGUGACAAACCUCACGACAACCACGACUGAAACCAUGACAACCACGACUGAAACCAUGACAACCACAGCAUUCAUCAACUCGAAGUGUGCAGACAUUGAUACAGCGGCCUGUCUGAGGUUGUCUGGUCUGAAUAAAGGCAUGUGUAGUGAUCCCUGUGUAGUACAGGCCUGUCCUAGAACAUGUGGCCAGUGUUCAGAGUGUUAUUGGUGCAACCAUGUUAAGAAUCCAGAGCAAUGCAACCAGACAACUCACUGUGAGACAGGAGAGAACUGCUACGUGUUGGCGACGUUGUCUUCCAAUGGAGAGCAUACAUACAAUGUUGGCUGUAUGAACCAGAACGUCUGCAAUCAGUUCCAUACUCAGGCUAGUCAUGUCUUUGGUAAGAGGGCUGAUCCUGUGGAGCUGUCACUAGAUGGCGAUUGUUGUUCUGGAGAUCUGUGUAAUCACCACGCUUUGUCCCACAUCACUUCUACAACUACAGCUGCGCCAAUAGAUAUGUGUGCAUAUACAGCAGCACAUCACCACUGCCCCACGAAUUUCCACCUAGUGGAUGGUAAAUGUUACAUGAUUGGAACCAGCACCCUUAACUACGAUGAUGCCUCAAACUUCUGCAAAACCCAUUGUUCCAAACUGGCAGAGAACUUGUCCCAUGGAGAUUACAGAGCACUUUCAAUGUGGGUCAAUGAAGACUACGUGUACAUUGGAGCCAAAGAUCCACGCAGAGAUGGCGAGUUUGUCUGGAACACAAGUGGUAGACAUGCCGCCUCUUACGAUUUCGUUGGGUCUUUCUUAGGUUUCCAUAAUUCCAAAACAUGUGCAAGUUUUUCCAGUCGACGUGCAGGACUUCAUGCUGAAAAUUGUUCAAAUUUAAGGAAACCUCUAUGUCAGGCUCUUAUGAAAUAAAGUUACGCAGUAUCAA
This is a messenger RNA of Ostrea edulis (European flat oyster), 1454 nucleotides long. Its product is annotated as cysteine-rich, acidic integral membrane protein-like. Gene Ontology annotation, cellular component: membrane. The record is from RefSeq and is a predicted model, not a curated record. Lineage: Eukaryota; Metazoa; Mollusca; Bivalvia; Ostreida; Ostreidae. The transcript has 12 exons. Bases 56 to 1438 code for a protein of 460 amino acids. Gene Ontology annotation, molecular function: transmembrane receptor protein serine/threonine kinase activity.